This is a messenger RNA of Eruca vesicaria subsp. sativa (arugula), 1694 nucleotides long. The record is from the annotation of a GenBank genome assembly. NCBI's taxonomy places the organism in Eukaryota, Viridiplantae, Streptophyta, Magnoliopsida, Brassicales, Brassicaceae.
GAGAGAUUGUUCCUAAUUAUACUUUGCUUUUCUUUCUUGGAGUUAGAGAGCUUCUUGCUCCAUAAACAGUAGAGAGAGAAUGAUUCAUUUGAGUAAAGAUCAGAUAAAACCGUGCUAAUCAGUGAAGUUAGGCGCAAAAUAAAAACCCACUUUCUACUUUUGUAUAAUUAGGUCAAUCUCAUCCCCCACCAUACUCUUCUCUCCACCAAUUCUCCUCUCCUUUUUCUCAAUUCUAAAACUAGGGUUUCAUCUCCUCUUUCCAAAACAAGAAGAUGAAUCAAGAAACUCUUUAGAGAUCUGAGUUUGGUUCCCUAAUAAACAAGAAGAUGAAUCAAGAAAACAAGAAGCCUGCGGAAGAAGCUUCGACUUCAAUGGAGAGAGAGCACAUGUUCGACAAAGUAGUAACACCAAGCGACGUAGGCAAACUAAACCGUCUCGUGAUCCCAAAGCAACACGCGGAGAGAUACUUCCCUUUAGACAAUUCCUCAACAAACACCAAAGGGUUGCUUCUAGACUUCGAAGACCGAACAGGAAACUCAUGGAGAUUCCGUUACUCUUACUGGAACAGUAGCCAAAGUUAUGUCAUGACAAAAGGCUGGAGCCGUUUCGUCAAAGACAAGAAGCUUGAUGCUGGAGACAUCGUGUCUUUUCAGAGAGAUCCUUGUAAUAAAGACAAGCUUUACAUAGAUUGGAGGAGACGACCAAAGAUUCCAGAUCAUCAUCAUCAAUUCGCAGGAGCUAUGUUCCCUAGGUUUUACUCUUUCCCUCAUCCUCAGAUGCCGACAAGUUUUGAGACUAGUCACAACCUUUAUCAUCGGUUUCAACGAGAUCUUGGAGUUGGGUAUUAUGUGAGGUCAAUGGAAGGAAAUGAUCCAACGGCUGUGAUUGAAUCUGUGCCGGUGAUAAUGCAAAGGAGAGAAGCACAAGUGGGUAGUAUGGCUUCAUCAAGAGGAGAGAAGAGGUUAAGGCUUUUUGGAGUGGACAUGGAGUGUAGAGGAGGAGGAGGAGGAGGAAGUGUGAAUAGCACGGAGGAAGAGUCAUCAUCUUCUGGUGGUAGUAUGUCACGUGGCGGCGGUUCUAUGGCUGGUGUUGGUUCUCUACUUCAGUUGAGGUUAGUGAGCAGUGAUGAUGAGUCUUUAGUAGCGAUGGAAGCUGCUAGUGUCGAUGAGGAUCAUCACUUGUUUACAACAAAGAAAGGAAAGUCUUCUUUGUCUUUCGAUUUGGAUAGAUGUUCAUGAUUAAUUAUGAGAUUAAUCACUACUUUACUACACAUUAUAUAUGAUAAUUAUACAUAUUAUAUAUAUGUGACACAAGGAUGUCGUUCAAGAUUUUAUGAUAACAUCAAGAAAAAAAAAAAGCAUUUUCUUUAGAGAUUCGAGUUUGGUUUUGAUUUUAGUUUGUUCUUCCAAAAAAUAUUAUUUGUUGAUAAAACUUCAAAAAAAAUAUUCUCCAUGAGUCUUCUCUUAGCUUUGGUGGGUCAGAGUUUACAUACAGAACAUAAACUUUGGAUAGCUAGGGAUCAGUGUUAAACUUAAAACCCCCAUGUCCCUCUGGUCAGAAGCUAAUCAGAAGAUAUGGGCUGUCUUAGAAAAGUGAAAUGUAUGUAGAUGUAUAUUUAUAAUCUGUAAACAUUUUGUGUAUACUGACAUUAAAUGGUUAUUGAACUGUUUACAUUGUUUAGUCUAUUUUGAUAU